Messenger RNA from Orycteropus afer afer, 1761 nucleotides. It is a transcript of the gene TCF7L1, whose product is annotated as transcription factor 7 like 1. The transcript is spliced from 12 exons. The record is from RefSeq and is a predicted model, not a curated record. The coding region runs from base 1 to 1761 and encodes 586 amino acids. Lineage: Eukaryota; Metazoa; Chordata; Mammalia; Tubulidentata; Orycteropodidae. Gene Ontology annotation, cellular component: beta-catenin-TCF complex. Gene Ontology annotation, biological process: regulation of transcription by RNA polymerase II; canonical Wnt signaling pathway. Gene Ontology annotation, molecular function: RNA polymerase II cis-regulatory region sequence-specific DNA binding; DNA-binding transcription factor activity, RNA polymerase II-specific.
AUGCCCCAGCUCGGCGGUGGCGGCGGCGCAGGAGGUGGCGGGGGAGGCGGCGGCUCGGGCGCCGGAGCGGCCGGCGGAGGAGACGACCUCGGGGCGAACGACGAGCUGAUCCCAUUCCAGGACGAGGGGGGCGAGGAGCAGGAACCGAGCAGCGACAGUGCCUCAGCGCAGCGGGACCUGGACGAGGUCAAGUCGUCCCUGGUCAACGAGUCAGAGAACCAGAGCAGCAGCUCCGACUCGGAGGCGGAGAGGCGCCCGCAGACCGCCCGGGACGCUUUCCAGAAGCCGCGGGACUAUUUCGCUGAAGUGAGAAGGCCCCAGGACGGCGCGUUCUUUAAGGGGCCUCCCUACCCUGGGUACCCCUUUCUGAUGAUCCCAGACCUCAGCAGCCCGUAUCUUCCCAACGGUCCCCUGUCUCCCGGAGGAGCGCGCACGUACCUGCAGAUGAAAUGGCCCCUUCUUGAUGUCCCCUCCAGCACCACAGUCAAGGACACGAGAUCCCCAUCCCCAGCACAUUUGUCUAAUAAAGUUCCUGUUGUGCAGCAUCCGCAUCACAUGCAUCCGUUGACACCCCUCAUCACCUACAGCAAUGACCACUUCUCCCCUGGCUCCCCUCCCACCCACCUCUCACCAGAAAUUGAUCCAAAGACAGGAAUCCCCAGGCCCCCUCACCCAUCUGAGCUGUCACCAUAUUACCCACUAUCACCCGGAGCUGUCGGACAAAUCCCCCAUCCCCUCGGCUGGCUCGUCCCACAGCAAGGACAGCCCAUGUACUCCCUGCCUCCUGGUGGCUUCCGGCACUCUUAUCCUGCCCUCGCCAUGAACGCUUCUAUGUCCAGCCUGGUUUCCAGUCGGUUCUCCCCUCACAUGGUGGCUCCGGCCCAUCCUGGUCUGCCCACCUCAGGGAUCCCCCACCCUGCCAUUGUCUCCCCCAUCGUCAAGCAGGAACCAGCGCCCCCCAGCCUGAGUCCAGCAGUGAGUGCGAAAUCACCAGUGACAGUGAAAAAGGAGGAAGAAAAGAAGCCCCAUGUGAAGAAGCCUCUGAAUGCCUUCAUGUUAUAUAUGAAGGAGAUGAGGGCCAAGGUGGUGGCUGAGUGCACCCUGAAGGAAAGUGCAGCCAUUAACCAAAUCCUGGGAAGAAAGUGGCACAACCUGUCUCGAGAAGAACAGGCCAAGUACUAUGAGCUGGCACGGAAGGAACGGCAGCUUCACUCCCAGCUCUACCCUACCUGGUCGGCCCGGGACAACUAUGGUAAGAAAAAGAAGAGGAAGAGAGAAAAACAGUUGUCGCAUACACAGUCGCAGCAACAAGUCCAAGAGGCAGAAGGUACUCUGGCUUCUAAGAGCAAGAAGCCAUGUGUUCAGUACCUGCCUCCUGAGAAGCCCUGUGACAGCCCUGCCUCCUCCCAUGGUAGCAUGCUGGAUUCCCCUGCUACCCCCUCUGCUGCCUUGGCCUCACCAGCUGCCCCUGCUGCAACCCACUCAGAGCAAGCUCAGCCUCUCUCCCUUACCACCAAGCCAGAAACCCGGGCCCAGCUGGCUCUCCACUCGGCUGCCUUCCUGUCAGCCAAGGCUACAGCCACCUCCUCUAGCCAGAUGGGCAGCCAGCCUCCCCUUCUCUCCCGGCCUCUCCCUCUUGGGUCCGUGCCCACAGCUCUGUUGACUUCUCCCCCUUCCUUCCCAGCCACGCUCCAUGCCCACCAGGCCCUCCCAGUGCUACAGGCCCAGCCUCUUUCCUUGGUCACCAAGUCUGCCCACUAG